GGGGAAGCUUUCGCAAGUUUUUCAGUUUCUCUGUCGCGAGAGAAGCACCAGAAAUCCACUACGGAUCAUUGACGAAGCUCAUGCCAGUUUUUCGCGCUUAUUAUUCGUACGAUUUCUUGGAAUUCUUCAAAAAAUUUUACGUUGGAACUUCUGAAAGGUCGAGUUCGACCUGUGCCUAAUUGUGUGACGUCACGGCCAUUGAUCUGAAGCUUUCUCCAGGAGUAGAGUGCAGCGCCAUAUUGGAUUAGUGUUAUGAGGAACGACUGCCGCCCCUGAAUUGACGGUAUCAAUCGUUGUAAAGAGUACUUGGUUGUUGUGUUUGAAUCCGACUUUAAGCAGCAUCGGAAAAAGUUAAUUACGGUUGGCGCAAUUGUCUUCCACUCGUGAACGAUCGCAUCUACGCGUGCAUAGCUGAGGGCGUGUUCUAUUCCUCGUUUUUGUAUGAACUGUUGAACGAGCCGAGAUAACGGUUCGUUCUCCAGGGACAUCUUCAUCUAAAUGAGUGCUCUGGAGCAGAAUGUCUACGCUGCCGGGGUCCCAAGCGAGAGGGGAGAAAGGAAAACUGGGGAAAUUUGCGUCGAUCAACAUUAAUGAUCUCUAUAAAGGGAAAGCUGUCGGAAAUCAGCCGAAAGCCCCAACUCAGAAACAUGGCGGUUUGCAGUCCAUCGGUAAAGCAAUGGUUUCUCGGCGUAUUCCGCCUCCUGUUAACCUUCCCAGCCUGAAGUCUGAGAAUUCUGGAAACGAUCCGCACGUUAAUUUAGUACCUUCUGGAGGUUCAGGAUGGGGUUCGAAAGAAGGUCAAAGUGGUCCGCAACCGAAGCAGGAAGUCGAGAAGCCGGUGAGUUCGUCUGUUGGGGCAAGCAGCACGAGCAAUCAUGGGCGACCAGAUUUCCAACCGGACUGGAGUCAGCCGAGGGAUGCGACGAAGAGCUCGAAAUCCGGAACGAGCGUUGGUUCUUCGGGACCUGCAGGGGCUGCGCUCGCGAACGAAGUGGGAACCAAGGUGCAACCAGGACCGCCGGUUACUUCCCCGUCUUCUCUAGCAGGCGCCGCUGCGUCCUGGACCAACGUGACAUCAACUACAGGCGCACCGUCUCAUUUUGUUCCCCCUUAUCUGCCUCAUCAAACGUCCCACUUUCAGCAAGAAUUUCCAAAACUUGCCAACGCCGGCGAAUCAGAACGCGAUCGGACCGCAUCCGGUGCAAAGGUGUCGCCACGGGAUCAUGGAUUGAGCUUGAGACCGCAGACCGAAGGCAGUUGGAUCCAGGGGGGAAAAAGACCUACGAGUGGAGCAACUGGAACCGGCCAGAUUGGCGCCACAUCCUCUCAAAGCGGUGGUUUGGGUCUCAGCACAGAUGAUGGUAUUGGUGGUCACGGUGGGGUUCGAGCACCCCCUCAGCCUCCGAAUAUGCCUCAGUCUGGGGGUCCUCAUAUGGCGCCUUCGCACGAUUACUCUCGUCAGCAGAUGCCUCAAGGAGCCUUCCUUCCCCCCUAUGCGAAUUACCCACCCGGAAACUAUCAGCAGUCGAAUUACUCCAGCGUUCCACCGAGGAUGCGGAAUCUGUAUGACAACAGGGGGCCCAGAUCAGGAGGUAGGCCUUACGACGAAGAUCGACGAGAUCGCAACGGAAAUCGAGGCAGUGAUCGAGAAAGGGAAGCAUUCGAGCCUAUCAUUAAGAGUGAGGAUCUUUCAAGGAUGAACAAACUACUGAAAGAAUCUCCGGGGCUUUCUUGGGCUUCUGCGGAUGCUCAUAUGGACUACUCGAAGAAACUGAACUUCUCGGACGACGAAGACGAUGAAGUUCCUCAGCGACCUCGCGUGAGUGACCGUGACAAGCAUGAGAACUGGCGAAAGCCGAGUGGAUCGUCGGAAGAUGCUUCUGAACCUGGCCGAAGGCGUCGAAGCAAUUCCUCGCGCUUGAGCGAAUCCCGUGACAAGGACACUCGGAAAGACGAUGAUGAUAAUUAUGACCGUGCACGAAGGAAACCACGCGAGGAAUGGGAAAAAGGUUUUGAUGAACCGAGCGGGAAGGAGCGUGAAUACCAUCCCCAUGACAGACCCGACGAUCCGCGUUGGGAUGGACAAGGAAGACCUCAGCCAAUGUGGAUGCCACCGUUCGAUUACGGGCGACCUGUUACCCAUCCAGGUCCUGUGAAUUAUCCGCAGAAUUACUCUUACGGAAUGGUGUCUCAAACACAGAUGUUUGAACGAGCAAUGGCUGAGGAAAACUGGCGUAGACGAGAGCAGAAGAAUCAGAUUCAGGCAGCCGUUGAGAAAGGAAGAUUACGCAUUGAAGAAGCGAAAAACGACGAGCUUCAUGGUGACAAGAAGGAUGAUUACGAAGACCACAGUGGGGACGUUCGACGGAGCAGUGGGGGUCGUAUGGAUUCUAAAACUAGGUCCACUAUGCCUCCACGUCUUUCCAAACAACAACUUCACCAUCCUGCUGAUGGGCCAUACGGCGAUCAUCACGGUGCAAGGGGACAAAGUGCACGUCAACCUCCCCCGGGUUAUGACCCAAGAGAACGGAAUUGGGCUCCACAUCUGAUUGGACCACCGAUGCGCCGUGGGCGAUCAGACAGCGAGACGUCACCACUGAAUGACGAUCGUUCCCGAGGUCCUUGCGAGUCACCGAGUGACGAAGGGCGUCAGUUUCCAAGAGACAGGUGGUCUCGUUCGGGCGAUGCGAAUUUCGAGGAUCCAAAGAUUUGGAGCAGUCAUGGGCAUCAAACUCAGCCACACGUUCCGGAUCGGGAAGUUGGAGGGCGUCAAAGUGGUCAGCAGCCUCGCGAAGGUUCAGAUCGAGGCAGUAGUGCCGCUUCCAUCAAUGCCGCAAGACGAGAUGCUAGCCAUGCGGAGAACUGGGCUCAGUUCAGUGCGGAGAAGAGGAAGGAUAGAGAUACGGACCGAGAAGCUGAAGCUAUUCCUGAACAUGGGCGAGCACGGAAAGAGUCCGAAGCGUCGCAGAGGAGAAGCGAAGAAAGGGACUUCGAUCAGCGUUCCGUUGUACCGCUGAUGCCGCAGGAUGAGCUGAAAGACCGACGACCUCUGAAGGAAGCUGAACAAACCGCUGUGAAAUCUCGUGAUCAUCCUGGCCAGCCCACGUUGUAUAAAGAGCUGAAGGAAGUCAAGUCGAGCGAUGAGCGUAAAAUAUCUGGUGAUCUCCGACCGACGGCUCACGUGCAACAAGAGAGGAAACAUCAGACCCGUGCCGCAAGUGAUGACAAGCAAGAUGGGCAACCGCCACAUCGUGACGGUGGUCGACGGGAUAGGCGGAAGGACGAAAAUGCCCAGCCGAAGCGAGGUUCCGGCAAGGAGGGUGGCCGCGGAGGUGUGAAAUCUUGGGCUGCUCCGGAACCUGGUGACGAAUCGCUUGAGGCUAAAACUCUGUUGGAUGGUACAAGGCAAGGUUUCCCAGCCCCUAUUACAAAAGCUCGAUUCGAGGAAGAUGAUCGAAAAGGUGGAGGACGUUCUCAGAACUCGAUGGUCACGUUCAGACGAGGUGAUCGUGGAAAGCAGAACCAGUCGACAAGCAAUCAAGGUUCUAUCUCGAGUGCCAGUCACGAUCAGCAGCCCAGAAAGCACGGAGAUGCGCAACCGGGACCCGAUUCGAAGCCGUUCGACAAGUCUGUUCGCGAGGAGAAGGCUUGUAUUUCUUUUACGCUCGUUUUUGGUGGCGAAACUGCGCAGCAGGCGCAGAACCCGUGGAAUAUGCGUGCCAAGCAGUCAAGUAAGAAGGAGCCUGACUCGACUGCAACGGAGAAAAAAUCCUCUUCUGUGCAGCAGGGAGCGCAAUCCGCUCCUCCCCUCCUAAUUAUGCCGCCGGCGAGCAACUGGGCUGAUGACAUGGAAGAACGAGACUCGAGAGUUGCGAAGACUCAACGUGACGAUGACGGUGUGCAUGUAGAAGACGAUGGUGGCACUCGGAUGUCAGGCGAUCGGCGUCGUCCUAAGAAGGAAAACCGUGGGCGUGGAAGCGGUCGUGGUGUGCGUGAUCGUGAACGCGGGGAAGAUCAACAGCGUCGCACCAACGAGCAAGAAGGUGGAGAUGACGCUAGACGUCGACGAAAGGGAGAAGAGGAGGUGCACCGUCUUCGGGGAUCUGGUCGCACCUACAAGGGUGGACGAGAACGCCCCCGUGGUUACGCGCCUUGGCCAACUAGGGGAAAUGGGGAACGAGGCGGUCGAGGAGGACCACCACGAGAGCAAGACGUUUUCUCUACUUCCCGUCGGGAUUGGAAGCCUGGUCCAAAACAGGAAGGUGGGGAUGCAGAUUUAUCAAUUGGACCCUCGAAGAAGUCUGAGGAACAGAGAUCAGACGUACACACCGGGACAGAUGGGACUGGAGUUACACCCGCUGCCCCGGCGCCCGUAGUUGUACCGUCUGACAAACCGAAACCGUUGAUGCAAGACCCCAUCAAUCCCGCAAUGCUCUUCUUUGACGCAGAUCAACUGCGAAAGGCGGGUGCGAGUGCCCGGUCUAUGCGAGACGGGUAUCGCCGCGGAGGCGGUGGUGGAGGCGGCGGCGGAGGCAGUUCGAGAGGCGGACGCGGCGGUGGGGGCCCCGGUCGUGGUGCCGCCAAUUCGCAGCGAAUCGAAGCCAAGAACUACGGACCACCGCCGGACAAGCGUCCUUUUCCAACGAAAGGGAAUGACGCUGGCGGAGAUGCUGGACGCGCGGAUGGCGUUGGUGAAUGUGAGGAAGAUGUAAACGCAUCACGUGCCGGUGCAUUUCCAGGUCGGAGAGACGGCGGACCUCGCGGUGCGGCUAUUUCACAGCCGCCUGGUCCGGGCUUAACCCGGUUCCCCGCUCCUGUCGCUCCCAGAUUUCGGCAAGGUGGGUCUAGAGGACGUGUAAGAGUUAGAGGGCAGCCUCGGGGUGAAGGACCUCCUGGACGAGGGAACAUGGGAGGACGAGGUCAGUCCGUUGGACAGGCUGACGAGAAGGAAGAUGAGGACUGGGAAACUGCUUCUGAGAGCAGCAAGGUUGGGGAUGACCCGCGUAAAACGGAAGGGGGCAACGGUGCGGGUGGAUCAGGUGCUGGUGGCGGUGGUUCUGGUGGUCAGAAAAGUCGACCUUACCCUGGUCCUGGAUAUCGUAAUGGUGCUGCUGGUUCCGGAGGUGGCGCUGGGAACACUGCAGGUCCUCAAAGCGGCCAUCAAGGUGGCGAAGGCGGCGGCAAUAAGCGGCGGGGGCCAAAAAACGGACAGAGUGGGGGCGCCGUUCCAACAGGUGGCCCCCACGUAGCCACGACCAAGGCGAUUGGUGAACGCCGCGGCAGUGACGGAUCUGGUGAUUCGAAGAACUCGUCUCCUGCGCAUCAGGCCCAAUUGGCAGAGAAGCGCGAGAAGGAAAAGCAAGAUUUAUUUCGCGUAUACGACCUCAAUAAUAUUGCAAGCGUUUUCGUGGUAGAUAACCAGCCCGAAAUAACAGAAGAAGAGGCCAUCAACGAUUUCGAAGAGGUGUUGUCCAAACGCGCAGCGAAAGAGCGCACGAAGUUAAGCCAAGAAACUACUGCUGCUGGAGGGGAUUCCGUCAGCAUCGUAACAUGCGCAGGGUCGGGAAAAACGAAGGGCAGCAAAAAAGAUGAGAAGCGUAAGGGUGAGCGUCAUGACAAGCGAUCCAAAGCUCCGCCGCGGAGUUCGAAACACAAGGAGCCAUCCGCCGGGGCUGUUGCGGCGGCUGCUCGUCAUUCUUCUCUGACUAGUGCGCAGAGCCCAGUACCUUCUGGUAGUGACGCUGAUGAUUUGACGGAAGCGAAGGUCAAAGGUAUGAAUCGCCUUCGAGCAUUCAGUCAUCGCGGCGGUGGUGGUGGUAAUGCGGUCGCGGCGGCGGGGGCGACUAAAUUCCCGAAAGAUUUACUGUGUUACAUGGCGAUAGUUGACUCGAAAACCUCGCGUCCUCUGGUUUUGUCGCAUCCUGAACCAGCUCCGCCGCCAUCUGUAAAUGCAUGGGAUCGUCCAUUCCCAAGGAAAGCAUUCACGGAUCCGGUCGGAACUCCAGCGCCGGGUUCGGCCCCGAUUUCUGCUGCUCCGGGAUCAAAUCGUCCUCAGCCAACAGCGAAAGAAUCUGAAGUGAAACCACCUGCUGAAUCUUUGGGCGGCCGCGAAGAUGGACCCAUUGGAACGAUAAUAAUAGAAAAUACCAAGCUGCGAGCAUCAUCCUCGGUUACGAGUCAGGAGAAGGGUAGCGAGAACGGAACCGGGUUCUCCGUGUCGACCAAUGCCCCUGGAAUACCAGGUGUAAAAAAGCCACAGACCAAAAAUCGUCGAUCGCUGGAGGGUGAUGAUGUCUCACGUGCGAAGAGUGUCGCGCAUUCCAGCGCUUUCGGGAAGGAUUCAGACAAUUUAGCGCCGAUGUCACUGGAGUUCUCCUUCGGCGUUGACGCUGAAGCCCAUGUCCAGACCUGCGGAAAAGCUGAGAAGCAUAGUGAAAUGAAGCUUGGUCAGGCGCCUACGUCGGAUGGUGUGGGAACGACGUCGCACGUAUCGAGCACACCAUCAAAUAUGCAGUCCUCGAUUGGGUCGAAGAAUGAACAUCAGUCGCUCUCGCGUGCUUUGCAAAUGGCCCAGUCUCCGAUCUCUCCCUCCACUGCAGACUUGAAUGAGCGAAUCGCGUCUACGAAAAAGGCAAGAAGAUUUGUAGAAUUACUUCGAUUCGUCACGUUUACCGUUUGGGACAUGCCACCCAUGCCGACGGUGUUGGAGCAACCGAUUUUGUCGUCCGAUGAGAAAACAGGAUCGCAAACAUCGGGAUUUGUUUCGCGUUUCGCAGAGCAGUCGGCUUCUUACUCGCCGAACGACGGGGAUCUUCACCGACGUGCUGGAGAAGGACAGGAGAACGUCUCUUAUGGGGCGGAUCUUACAAAUUCAUCGCCAAAAGCGGCUGUUUCUGGAGACCCGUGUGUAGUCGCUGUCUCCAGUGUGGGCAAUGUUGCGCCACCGGUUUCAUCUCAGUUGCAGUCGACUCCUUCAAUUGGAUCUACGAAUGUGUGCAAAGUGAAGCCGCAAAUAGCUUCGCCGUCGACGCAUCAUUUCCAAGGCGGUCCGAUGACUGGGCCGCCUCAGCCGUCGUCGCAACAAGGUCAACAGCAGCAGCAGGCGCAUGAACCCACUGCUCCACCACUGGUUGCGUCACCGCCUGCUGCGCAAAUGCAAAUGCCGCAGCAUCAUCACGCGUACCAACCUCAUAUGCACCAACCUCUCGCGGUGCCCCCUCAACAGCAGCAAGUCUUUAUGUCGUCGCCGACGCCACCGAUGUCGACGGGUGGCCUAGGCUUCCCCAUGAGCUACCGACGCGAUUAUGCCGAGGACAUUACCUUGGAUCGAAUGAUGUACGGGGCGACGUCGCAGUUCACGGCCCUGAGUGCAGUUCCGUCGCCGCCUGCUGUCAUGUUCAAUGCUCAGGGAACGCAGUCGUCGGUGGCGCAACAGGCGGCUGCAGCGCUGUAUCCUUCUGCGUACGGAUAUGAUGGGAAUCCGGGAUUGGGAAGACAAGCGCCGCCGUCUUCAGGAUUUUCUGCCGGAGCAGCAGCAGGACAGGGGCAGCAACAGCAGCACCAGCCGCCGCCACCACCCUUCUUGCACCCGUCAACCGCCGGGGGUCCGCCGCAAUCGUCGUUGCCGAACGACUCCAUAUUUUUCCGUCAGCCGCCUCCCCACCUGCCGCCCCCACCGACCACAAGUCAACAGACUUCCAUGAUAAUGAACUCUCUAAGCCAGCAACAGCAGCAGUUAAAGCAACGCGGACAAGCGCCGCCGCCUCCACCGGCGCACCAGAUGGUUUGGCCGCCUCAAACUACGAUUCCCAACUUCUUCAAUGGUCCCCCUCCGCCCGGUCCACCACCGUCUGGCCCGCCUCAGCAGCAUCCCCAUGCUCAUGCGCCACACCACGGUCCUGGUGUGAACCUCGGAGCGGGUCCUCCAGGUUCCUCAGGCCACCACGCUGGUACGCCGAGUUAUUUUCCUCCACCUCCAGGGCCACCUCCGUCAGUGGGUCCUCCGUCUCAGCCACAAUUUGCUGGCAUGUCAGCUUUCCAACACAUGCAGGCAUUUGGAUUGAGCAAUGCGUUCAGGAAUCAAGGCAUGAACGCCGGUCAGCCAGGAUUGAUGCAGUACAAAGGAGGAGCCGGCGGCAUGGACGUGUUCGACCACAUGUCAGACAGUUUCGGUGGCCCACCGAGCCAUAUGGCGCACAUGCUGAACCAACAGUCUAUGGGAAAAUACGGCGCAAUGGGAGGAGGCGGAAUGGGCGGAAGAAACAAGAACCCAGGCAUGAGCGGGCCUUCCAGUAGCCCUGGACUUCCUGUGGGACAGUCCCAGUUCGCAUCGACCGGACAAGGCCAUUUCGCUCAGGGCCCAAGUGGUCGCAUGCAGGGCCCGCCUCUUCUAAAUGGCGGUCCGUCGUAUUUUAAUACCGGGCGACCGCAGAACAAUCCCGCCCAAUACCAAAUGCAAGGCGGUGGCUCCCACGUACCUCCUUCCUCUUCACCGCUCAUUCAUGGUGGGCAUGGCAAUCAGGGCCCAGGUGGUAACAGGCAUCUUCCCAUGCCUAUCCAGCGGCCGACGCAAACCGUUGGACCCAUGGGUGGCAACAAGGCACCCGGUCACAAAAACGCGUCCAAUUCAGGCCCGCAUGGUCACGGCCACGGACAUCCUGAUCACAAGGAGAAGAAAAACUCCUCUGGCAACACCGGGGUCUCUCAUCACAGAGGCCCGUCGUCCUUUCCCAAACGUAAUCAUGCCCACGUCUAG
Messenger RNA from Notodromas monacha, 8755 nucleotides. NCBI's taxonomy places the organism in Eukaryota, Metazoa, Arthropoda, Ostracoda, Podocopida, Cyprididae. The record is from the annotation of a GenBank genome assembly.